AUCAUGCUAACAUCAUAUCAUAUGAAAACAACAUCAAAUUCAAUGAUUUGAUACAGUAUUUAUAAAGAAAUAAGGCAGCAAAGCAGAGUAUCCUAGACGCUUCCCUCUCUCUCUCUCUCUCUCUCUCGCCGCAGUCUCCGCCGAGAGAGGAGUUGAAUCUCUGAAAUCUCCCAAGAGGCAGAGCAGAGAAGAGGAAGGUGCUUGAUUGCUAGAACAGAGGUUUUGUGUGAUGGACGAUAGAAUCACAGCAAGGAGUUACAUCCAGUAUUCUCCUUCCGGAGUCCAUGGCUUUCCUCACAGGUCUUCUUCUCACCCUACAGAUCGAGAGAGGUAUUUGGCUGAGUUACUGGCAGAGAGGCAAAAACUGGGACCUUUUGUGCAAGUUCUGCCACACUGCAGCCGGCUUCUGAGUCAAGAAAUCAUACGGGCAUCAAGACUGGUAACCAAUCAAAUUUUUGUGGAUCAUGAAAGAAUUGAACAGGAGAGUCCACUUAGAUCACUAGGCCGACAGCCAAAUGCAGGACCAAGGGAUAUGGAGGGAUGGUCUGCAAUGCAAACAGAGGAAGGUGGACUUCGCCAAAGAAUGGCCCCGUUUCAAGCGUCCACAAUGGGUUGGCAUGGGGGACCAGGACUUACUACCACUCCUAUCAUAAAGAAAGUCAUUAGACUUGAUGUUCCAGUGGAAAAGUAUCCUAGUUAUAAUUUUGUUGGCCGAAUUUUGGGACCACGUGGGAACUCUCUGAAAAGAGUAGAAGCCAUGACACAGUGUAGAGUUUAUAUAAGAGGCCGGGGUUCAGUGAAGGAUUCUAUGAAGGAAGAGAAGCUAAAAGAUAAACCUGGAUAUGAGCACCUUAAUGAGCCGUUACAUGUGUUGGUGGAAGCUGAAUUGCCAGAGGAUUUAAUUAAUCCCCACUUGGAUCGUGCAGUGGCAAUAUUGGAGAGUCUUUUGAAGCCUGUGGAUGAAACCUCGGAUCAUUACAAGAAGCAACAACUAAGGGAACUGGCUAUGCUAAACGGUACGCUAAGGGAAGAAAGCCCAAGCAUGAGUCCAAGCAUGAGCCCUAGCAUGUCACCUUUUAAUGGCACAGGAAUGAAACGAGCCAAGACAGGACGGUAAACCCUCUAUUUUGGAUGAUUGAGCUUAUUUAAAUUGAUGGAUGACCAAAUGCCUAACUGAUUUCCUCGUGGUUUCUUAAUGACUAUUGUCUACGAGAACCUUGGGGGCGGAGUUCUCAAAUGAUUAGUAAAAUUUUGGAAUUUUGUUUUAGCCUUGAUAUUUGGUGUAUCUGGUCAUAUUCUGCUUCACUUGUUUUUGCUCAAUAUGCUGUCAUCCUUCUUUAAUCCUCUAUUCUUUCAUGUAUCAUUCCUUUGUAAUUGAACUUUGUCAUUUCAUUAGUUAUUGAUAUUGAGUCCCUUCUUGGUUUAAGUAUGCCUAAACAUCUACUCAACAAGUAUUGAUGUACUUGCGGAUUCUUUUGUGUUCAAUUUGGAACCAAUGUAUUUCCAUCCA
Molecule: messenger RNA, 1510 nt
Organism: Malania oleifera
Lineage: Eukaryota; Viridiplantae; Streptophyta; Magnoliopsida; Santalales; Ximeniaceae
Product: KH domain-containing protein At1g09660/At1g09670
Exons: 8
Coding region: 230-1117 (295 amino acids)
Biological process (GO): regulation of mRNA splicing, via spliceosome
Cellular component (GO): nucleus
Molecular function (GO): mRNA binding
Source: RefSeq, a predicted model, not a curated record